AUGUUUGCAUUUAAAGCCAUAUUGGAUGCUCGUUCAAAUAGAAAAAAGUUUAAUUCGCAAAGGAAAAAAAAGAACAUAUUGCGAAAGGAAGUAGAACGAAACAUGAAUCGGAAUUUGAACUGUGCUGAUAAUCCGAUUGAAAUUGAAGAUGAUGAAGAUUGUGCAGUUGAAGUUUUCAUACAGAAAGAAAAAUUCGAUGGAGAUUUGAAGAAUCCAAUUGAGAUACAUUCCAGUAAAUCAUUGAAGAUUAAGAAAGAUCCCCAAGAAUUGGCAGAUGAUGUUAUUUCAAGUGUUGAUGUACUUAGCAACGGGAAUAAAAUCAAUGAAGAAGUGAAUAAUGCAAUUGAGAUUCAUUCUACUAAUUCUUUGAAGCUUAAGAAAGAUAGAAUUGAUGAUGAACCUUGCAAAGGCAAAAAAAUCAAUGAAGAUGUGAAGAAUUCAAUUCACAUUCAUUCCAGUAAUUCUUUGCAUAAUAAAAAAAAGACUAUAUGGUUCUAAUUCUUUUUCUAGUGAUUCAGAUUAUGAAGAUGCGAGUAUAAGAAGUUUUAAGAAGUUUGUAGUAAAAUCUGAUAAAAAAGAAAAAAAAAAGAUGGUAAAGCUGGUAAUGUGAAAGCUUUGUUUGCUCGUGUUUCUGUUAAUUCUAUUUAUGGGGCUGUCAAAUCUAUGAAUGAUAUUCAAAAAGAUUGUGUAAGAAGAAUUGGUUUUGGAUCAUUGCUUGAUAUGAAGACUCAAAGUAUUCCAACAAAAUUAUGUUAUUUUGUUGUGGAUUCUUUUGAUCAUGAGGAGAUGGUUAUUAAGAGUGAAUGUGGAAAUAUUCCGGUAACAAGAGAAGAUGCGAAUAGGGUUCUAGGUUUGCCUUUGGGUUAUGAGCAAAUAAGUUGUUUAGGUGUUCGAGGCAAUGAGGAUUGGUUUGAAAUUUGGAAAGACCAAUUUAAGAAGUCAUUGUCAUUAGUAGCUCCUUCUGAUUUGGUGAUGAAGAUAAUAGAGUGAAGUGAAGCAGAUAUGGUUUUCAUUGUGAAUUUCAUAAUUCUGGUGUGUACAUGUUUAGGAUCAUGUAACAAACAAGGAGCUUGUAAUUUCAAAGUUCUUCCUUACUUGUCUCAGUCAUCUAAGUUGGAUAAAAUAGAUUGGUGUGCAUAUGUUUUGAAUUGUUUGAAGGAAGAGAAAUUGGUAUGGAGCAGAAAUGAAAUUAAAACAAUUUUUAAUGGACCAUGUGAAUUUCUAACGUUGCUAUAUGUUGACAGGAUUCAAUGUAAUCAAAUGCCAUUUGUCAGAAGAUUUCCUGUAAUUAAUUUCUGGACAUCAGAUCAACUUAAGUUUAGAGAAAUCAAGGAAUUGGAAAGUGGUGGUUUCGGUAAUGGAGUUGUUGCAAAUUAUAAUGAAGAUUUUGAAAGUAGAUCGAUAUUAGAUUUUGUGUCAAAUAUUCAGUGGGUUGUUUAUGAUUUGAAUAAGAAAGUGGAAAUGACAUUGCAAAAGCAUGGAAGUCAUAAAAAAUUUCAAUUGUAUAGAUUGAAAUUACAAGAGAUUGUUUCAGUUUUUACUAAAUUCAAUCAGAGUGAUGUUGAAAAUGUUUCAAGUUCUGACUCAUUAAGAAGGAAAAUUAAUUUUGAGGAUGACUCCUUCAAACAUCAGGGUAAGGAAAUUGGAAAAAGGUUUUUGAAUGAAGAUAUAACAUCCUUUGUUUUAGGAAUAGAGUCUGAGUUAUAUACCCCAAAAAAGCCUUGUUUAAGUUCAGGUCAUAAAAUGCAAGAGAAAUCAAUAUCUAAAGGGAUUUUUGAUUCUCCAGUUAAUGUAAUGGGUAAAAAUUUGCAUGUUCCAAGUUUUUUGAGUAAAAGAGAUCAAAAUCAAUUGCCAUCUAAAUCAAGGCCAAAAAGAGAUCAAAUGUUACCUCCAGUAAGGAGGUCUCCUUAUGUGAUUCGUGCGGUUCCUAUUGAUACUACUUUGACAAAGGAAGAGAACAUAAUAUCUAACUGGGUAUUCAGUUUAGUUGAAGAUCCAAUGGAUAACUUAUUUCUUAGCAUAUUUGGUCAACGUGGAGAACGUCAUAUGUUUGAGAGCUUAUAUCCACAUGAACAUCUAUUUUAUGGAACAAUUGAUUGUUUUGUUGACGUUUUAAACUAUGAUGAGAGAGCUAGAAAUAAAGAUACUCCGUCAUGUUUCUUCUUCAAGACGUGUAUUUUGAAUCCUGGAUAUAUGCACAUCAAAGGAACUAAAAGUGAAGAAGAGUAUAAAAUUUUCAAAGAGAAUGUGCUUCAGUGUUUAGGUGUAUCUGAAGAUAGAAGAAGUUUAAAAGGAUUUGAUAUGAAAUAUAUGUUUGGGAGGUAUCUACUUGAAAUUAAUCAUAAUAUGGUCUUUUCGGUUCAAUAUGAAAUUGAUUUUUUCGAUCAGUACAUGACAUGGAAAACAAGGGGUAACUCGAAUGAUUGUGGCAUAUUUUUGAUGAGGCACAUGGAAACUUAUAAAGGGGGUCCGUUAGCACAAUGGGAAUGUGGAUUUAAAAAGGAAGGUGCUGAUCAAUUACAUAAAAUAAGGAAGCUGCGGAGGAGGUAUUGUUUGAAAAUAUUGUUGAGUGAGGUGAACAUAAUGAAGCCUGAAGUUGAAAAUCUAAUUGGUCAAUAUCAAAGGAUGUCUCAUGAUGAUAGGCGUAAAUUAUAUCUAGAUGGUAUUGUUAAAAUAGGAGCUCGUCUGGUAGCUUUUGGUCCAUGAAACAGUAUUAUGUUUUCAAGAGCAUUGAUAUGUUUUGUUGUUUAGUUUUAUUUAGUUUUGCUUUAAAUUUGUAAGUUGUUUUAGUCAUGAAUUGUAAGACAUGAAUUGAAGUCGAU
Messenger RNA from Lactuca virosa, 2822 nucleotides. NCBI's taxonomy places the organism in Eukaryota, Viridiplantae, Streptophyta, Magnoliopsida, Asterales, Asteraceae. The record is from the annotation of a GenBank genome assembly.